UGUAUUUGGAUACAAAGUCAGCCUCAGGAGCUGACAGCUCGGUCCAUGGAAUAGAUCGUCUUUCUCACAGAUAAAGGAAACGGUGGUAGAAACGAUUCGAUUAAGAUGGACGACAGGGCGACUAUCUGACCCAGCUGGGAGAAAUAUUACAAGAGCAUCCUUCAGUGGAAUUCGAUUAUGUGUAGGCUACAACAUAUGGGAAUAUUUCAGCAUUAUGAUACGCCCAUGCGACGAGCUGUGUUGUGAUGUACAGUGAACGAUCCAAGCAACCAUAAACAUCUGAAUUCAGAAAACCGGUUGUUGGGCUGGAAGGACGUAUGGAUAGCCUACUUUCUCACUGAUCUCUGGAUUACAAGAAAUAUCGUUGCAGAAUAUAGAAAGGAACUAGGUGGCUAUUAUUAUCACCAUCCUCAUCAUUAUUAUUAUUAUAAAGAUGGUGGACGCAUUUUAUGCUGGCUUUUAUUUGGGCAACAUAAACACAUUAUUGAGAAUUUCGUCGCCUAAUCGCUACGACCUGGAUAAAAGUAACCUUUAUGCAAGCCAUUCGCAUCACUCUAAUUCUUCAUAGAAUGAUCUCAAUAACGCUAUAUCAUAAUAAUCCAAUAUCAAGCCGAAGUUCCGCGUAAGCUUAUCAUACAUUUCUAUUUAUAUACGCAACUGACUCCAGCUUUAUGGAUCAACUGCUCGAUGACAAUAAAAUGUUUACUGUUAAAACGACAAUCAUGGAAAAUGAGGACUUGAAAUAAGAACUUGCGCUUCAUAGAAAUAACUGCCAGUCGCUUUUGUUUAUGACUUGAAUUAAAUUGCAAACAGUAGACGUGUAGUUAGCUAUAGUAGUAGGCUAACGUUUAUUGAUUAAAUAUUAAUAAGCCUUUCCAAAUAUGCUAAACGCUAAAUGGGUAGAAUAUAUUAUGUAUGUCGACUAAAUGUAAUGACAACCACUGCUCUGCCAUCUCUCUGUUGUGAUUCGCAUCUUAAAAUGGACGCACGCUUUCCUUGACGGCAACUUAGGGACUUGAACUGUCUUAUAGAGUUCGCAAUGUACCGGAUUUACACGAAACAAGAGAAGCGUGAAGUGAAUAUUACGAAUGUGCAAAUAAUUGUGGAUGUUUUGAGAUCGCGAGCUGGCGCAUCCCUGUGAGCCUAUCAGAGCUGAAUGUCUGAAGAUGCCUUAAGUUUGCGCAUGCAUGUGUUUAAGGCUAUGAUGACUAUUCAUUAACGUCCAUUGCAAAUAGCAACAUCGAUGUACAUUUACAAAUAUGAGAGUUUUACAUGGAUCGGAUUUACAUAGAUUAGAGGUUAUGACAACAUUCCAGAGAUUUAACACCUACUAGAUCCUGAUAUUUGAUGUAGGUCAAAUUAUCAGAAGACUCAUCUAGUUCCUGUUUUAUCCUGUAGUAUACUAUUAUUUUAGUUAAGGAGUCUGCUGUUACAAGGAGAAAUCAAGCAAGGCCUUCAGUGAUUCUUCUAAUGGAAAAGCCCAAUGCUACUCAAGCAACUAAAAAGAAAACAUUCUUACGUCUUGAUGGACUGGACAUUCUCAUCUAAUCUCAUGGACUUUGGAUCUCAAGUUUCCCUAGAAAAAACUUGUAUUUUAGCCUAAUGCAAAACUCUUAUUCAGAAUCCUUGUCCUAGUCAUAUUAGAGCUGUAAGCAUACAUUGACUGACUACAAUGGCUCUAUAAAUGUUAACACGCACGCAAAGUGUGCUGUGGACAAUCCAAGCAACCAGUGAGGACAGUGAAGCCCAGCAGAAGCUUUACUCAUUGUCUUACUCAUUUUCUUCCCUCAUCAACCAGGCCUGUACUCAGUAGAUGGGCUCUGCAUGGAUAUUAGGCGCAAGUUGACAGAGGGCCUCCUCCAGCUUUUGAGACCUCAUCGCUGACCUGUGCACUCAGUGAUGGACCCAUAUACAAGACUGAGUGGAGUAGGAGCUGGAGGUGGUGGCAGUGCUGCCCCACUACCUUGCACCAACAUUGGCGGUUCCUGUGGACCCCCUGUCCUCCCAGAAAAUACUAAUUCAACACCCUGCCUGACACACAACAGCAGCAGCGGCCAGAACUCCUCUACUCGUCUUUCCUCAGUGGGAUCCCCAGAUUCCCAUCUUCCCCAUCAUCAUGAAGGCAUUAACACUUACUGGACAGCUGUCUUUGAUUAUGAGGCCACAGCGGACGAGGAGCUGACCUUGCGACGCGGUGACCUAUUGGAGGUGCUUUCCAAGGACUCCAAAGUGUCUGGAGAUGAGGGCUGGUGGACUGGAAAGAUCCAAGACAAGGUGGGCAUAUUCCCUAGUAAUUAUGUGACCCGACGGGACGCCAGCUAUCCAGCAUUGCCUCCGGGUGGUCUGGUCGGUGGGGAGUCGCCACUGGAUAUUGAUUUCUCAGAGCUGUGUUUGGAGGAAGUGAUCGGCGCCGGCGGAUUUGGAAAGGUGUAUAGGGGUGUGUGGCAAGAUGAGGAAGUGGCUGUUAAAGCGGCUCGUCAGGACCCAGAUGAGGACAUCAGUGCCACGGCAGAGAACGUGAGGCAGGAGGCCAGACUCUUCUGGAUGCUCCGACACCGCAACAUCAUCGCUCUCCGAGGUGUUUGCCUGCAAGAGCCAAAUCUUUGCCUGGUUAUGGAAUAUGCCCGUGGUGGAGCACUUAACCGGGCACUUGCUGGGAAAAAGGUGCCUCCUCGGGUACUGGUGAAUUGGGCAGUGCAGGUUGCGACUGGAAUGGACUACUUGCACAACCAGACUUUUGUGCCAAUCAUCCAUCGAGACCUCAAAUCCAGUAACAUUCUGAUUCUGGAGCCCGUGGAGAGAGACGACCUGUGUGGAAAGACUCUGAAGAUCACAGACUUCGGGCUUGCUCGGGAAUGGCAUCGCACCACAAAGAUGAGCGCGGCGGGCACGUAUGCCUGGAUGGCUCCAGAGGUCAUCAAGCUGUCACUGUUCUCAAAAAGCAGCGAUGUAUGGAGUUUUGGAGUGCUACUCUGGGAGCUGCUGACUGGUGAGGUGCCGUACCGUGAAAUUGACGCUUUGGCUGUGGCGUAUGGAGUUGCCAUGAACAAGCUGACCCUUCCCAUCCCCUCCACCUGCCCCGAGGCCUUUGCACAGCUGCUGGGAGAGUGUUGGUGUCCUAACCCACAUGGGCGUCCUUGUUUUGGGAGUAUCCUGAAGAGACUGCUGGACAUUGAGCAAUCAGCCAUGUUCCAGAUGCCCCUGGAGUCUUUCCAUUCCCUGCAGGAAGACUGGAGGCUGGAGAUCCAGCAGAUGUUUGAUGAACUACGAGCAAAGGAGAAGGAGUUGCGAUCCUGGGAGGAAGCUCUGGCACGGGCCGCUGAGGAGCAGAGGGAGCAAGAGGAGCAUCUGAGGAGGCGCGAGCAGGAGUUAGCCGAGCGGGAGAUCGACAUUGUAGAGAGAGAGCUCAACAUCAUCAUCCAUCAGAUGUAUCAAGAGAAACCACAUGUUAAAAAACGCAAAGGCCACUUCAAAAAGAGCAGACUGCUUAAACUUGGCAGGGACAGCAACUGCAUCAGUCUGCCAUCUGGUUUCGAGCAUAAGAUCACGGUGCAGGCGUCACUCAGCGUGGACAAGAGGAAAGGUCAGGGGAGCGAAAGCACGACUCCUCCAGCCAGCCCAGGGGUCAUCCCUCGCCUCAGAGCGAUACGCCUGACACCCAGUGAUGGGAGGAAGACGUGGGGCCGGACGGCAGUGUGUAAGAAAGAGGACCUCGGGACCAAGAAGAAGGGCCGAACAUGGGGACCGAGCUCCACACAUCAGCGUGAGAGAGUCGGGGGGGAGGACAGGUUAAAAUCACUUGGGGAGGGCAAGGUGUGGUCCUCCAGUGCCCCAAAUCUGGGGAAGUCCCCAAAACAUGCUCCUAUAACAGGUGGAUUCUCAAGUCUAAAUGAAAUGGAGGAGCACAGUGAGUUGGAUGACAGUUCUCCAGGACGUCUGGCUCCUGAGCUGGGCAGUAACGGAGCGAUGGAGGAGGUGGGCUCAGGAUCGGGAAUAGGCUCACAGGACUCAACGCUGCGACGCUCCAGUCAGAGGAAGAAGAGUGAGCUUCUGCUGCUGGGCUGUGCCUCCAUACUGGCUGCUGUGGGACUCGGUGCCGACGUCUGCCAGCUGGGACGACAACAGAUGAGUCAAGAUGAGCAGGACCCGCGAGAGGAGCAGAAGAAGAAGAAGGAGGGCCUGUUCCAGCGCACGGGUCGAUUCAGACGCAGCACUUCUCCUCCCAGCCGCACCCUGUCCCUCUCCCUGUCCCACAACCGGCAUCCCGACUCCACCCUGCCCAGCACGGACCCGUCUCCCUCCGUGACCCUCCUCUCCCUGUCCUCCCUCUCCGACUGCAACUCCACCAAGUCCCUGUUACCGUCUGAUCCUGAAGACUUCACCCCGACCCCCAGUAGUGCUCAUCCGGGGGUGUCUCCUGCGCCCUCUUUAAACCCUCUGCUGGACCUGAAGGCAGAGAGCUUCAAACGAGAGCCCAACCAGUCCCUCACACCCACACACGUCUCUGUAGCGAUGGCGUUACACCGCGGGCACCGGCGCACACCCUCGGACGGGGCCAUUCGCCCUCGAGCACAGACGGUCGUGGGACAUCGACGCACCCCUUCUGACGGGAGCAUGCCCUUCCCCCCCACGACAGCCCCGACCAUCGCCUCAUUUAAAGGUUCCCGUGAAACUCUUGACAUUCCACGCCUGCCCGACCCGUCUACGGUCUACCCCUCGGUCCAUCGGCGCAAACCCCCUCCUCCGAUCCCCGUGCCAGAGCCGGAAAGCCAUACGGGAACGCUGGAGCGUCCCAAAACCCUGGAGUUCGCUCCCCGCCCUCGACCCACCCCAGCUCGGGCACGUCCGGAGCCGUGGAAACUCUCGUCCCGGUCACAGACGCUCAGCUCAUCUCCAGGUAGCAGCUGUGACAGUCCGCUGGGCUCGGGUGACAGUGGAGUGAGUGCCGCCCGUCAAAGCCUUCUGGACAUGGACAUGGAGGGCCAGAGCCAGGACAGCACCGUCCCCCUGUGCGGAAAACGCCCGCAAGCCACUCUAUGCGCUCAAAAUUUCUCAUAGAAGCCCCACCACCUGUGCCGACGCCCCCUAAACCAGCACUCGUAAGAGGUUUCCCCACAGUUUGCCCUGUGAUCCCACAAGACCACAGUCUCUGGCAGCUCUAAUGGAAAAGCUGUGGUAGACAUAUGCCUUCUGGAUAGGUUGAGCGGUUGAUAGGUUUUCAGUGACUCGUUGUGUCCGAGUUUAACGGCCUCAUAACAGCCGAGGUUGGUUAAGUGACGGCCUCUAGUGAGAAGCUUUAUCACAUGUGGAGCAGGAGAGGGCAGUCGGACUACUGUAGGCCUGUGACCUUCCUCGUCUCGUUCAUAUCUCUGGCCUCUUCCUCAUCAUGGUCUCUGUGGACACAACCUGCUUUUCGGCCUGAAAAUGACAAGUUC
Molecule: messenger RNA, 5435 nt
Organism: Rhinichthys klamathensis goyatoka
Lineage: Eukaryota; Metazoa; Chordata; Actinopteri; Cypriniformes; Leuciscidae
Gene: map3k10
Product: mitogen-activated protein kinase kinase kinase 10
Exons: 11
Coding region: 1900-5058 (1052 amino acids)
Biological process (GO): positive regulation of apoptotic process; protein phosphorylation
Molecular function (GO): protein binding; JUN kinase kinase kinase activity; ATP binding
Source: RefSeq, a predicted model, not a curated record